Anopheles stephensi (Asian malaria mosquito) is the source of this 4602-nucleotide messenger RNA. Its product is annotated as myosin-2 heavy chain-like. The record is from RefSeq and is a predicted model, not a curated record. Bases 261 to 4376 code for a protein of 1371 amino acids. The transcript is spliced from 18 exons. NCBI's taxonomy places the organism in Eukaryota, Metazoa, Arthropoda, Insecta, Diptera, Culicidae.
GUAAACAAAGCAAGCGCACGCAACUCCCCCCCCUGUGAAUGGGAUCGAGUGUGCCUUGCCUGCCUGGCUGUCUGCCUGUUCGAUUGCUAGCUUGCCUCCACAGUUAAAAAAAAGUCGUCCGCUACAGGUGCGUGGACGAGCAAAGAGCGCAGCAACCGUAGCUGUCUGGUUCGGUUGAACGCUGCUAGAGGCGCAGUUCAGGUGUAUUGUUUUUUGGCGACCGAUCGACGGUGGAUGCGCUCAACGAUUCGUGUCCGGCGAUGGAGCCAGUUGGAGAAGGGAAAGAAUCCCAUCCGGAAGGUGGCGGAUUGAUACGCGCCGACGUUCCGGACGAGGCGGCGGUCCGGCAGGAGCGUAAUCCCGCAGGUGGUACCCCGGUAGUGGACGGUGGGAAGGAUUCCGUUGGCCCGGUCGACGAUACGUCGCUGAACGCCCGGUUACUGGACAAGCUGAACGAGCAGUUUGAAAAGCAGAUCCAGCUGCUCGAACGCGAUCAGUUGGACGAUGGCUUCAAGCUGAACGUGUACGCCGAAUGGGUACAGAGUUUGCGUUUGCUCAAUACCGAGCUGGUACAGUCGUUGCGCGAAAUGCAGGACACCUGUAUGGAGCGGAUGCAGCUGAUGCGAGCGGCCUAUCUGAAGGAUUUGGAGCGGUUCGGGCCGGACGUACGCUUGAAGCGGCUAGCGAGCGUGCCGGAUGCGAGUGCGAACGUUUCCGGCGAGCAGAUUGUAGCGCUUGAGCUGAGCUCCAACUAUCCCAUCGUGGUGCCGGCCACGGAUGAGAUGCUGGUGCGUGAGCUGGACGCAAAAGCAAGCAUAAUCGACGAGCAAAGGCGGGAGCUGCAGGAGCUACGGAAGCAGACGGCCGAAAGUGGAUCCAUACUGGAGCAGCUGCGCAACAUGACCCAGGAACGGGAAAAACAGCUGGACGAUAAGCAGAAAGAAAUUGCCAUACUGCAGCAUCAAAUCGUCGCGCUGAACGAUCAGCUACAGAAAGCUAAAAUGUCGACGACGGCCUCGAUCGAUAAUCGGAGCCUCAUUUCGGAGAUUACCGAUCACCACGAUAAGAUAACGCAGCUGCGCAAGAAGCUGAAGGAGCAGGAGGACAAGGUGCGCGAAGCGAACACCGCCAUCCAGUUCCGCGAUGAGGUGAUUUCGGCUCAACGGCAGGAAAUCAAACUGUUGAACGAGAAGCCUCCAGUGCUGCAGCAAACAUCCUUUACCUCUUUCGCAUCGGCACGGUCGGAAGACGACGACUCGCCGACAGUUGAACAACGACAGCCCGGCGGUCCUCGAUUGCUGUUCGAGCGGCUUGGUACGCUGCAGCAGGAUAGCGACGCGGAGUCGGAAUAUGUGCAGCUGCUAAAGGCUGAACUGGUCGAAUUGCGGCAACAGCUGCAGCACGCGCACAAGCAGCGAAGUCAGCGGGAAGAGUCGGAACAGGCACUGUUCCGAUUGCGGACAGUCUGUGGGGAGUUGCUACAGAGCACGGGAAGGCUACGGGGCUGUGGAUACCGUUGGAGGGAGGACUGUGAGGAGGGUGGCAUGGGAGCGGGAAGCUACCUCCACUUCGAAGACGACGAUGAACUGAUCGAGGCAAUGCGUGAUCGCUGUGACGCACUGUGUCGUCAACUCGAAGCAGCAGCAGCAUCAGCAGCAGAGACAUCAUCCCACAAGCCAAACGGUAUGGUCGAGCAGGAUGAAGGCAUCGGCAGUGCGAGUACAUCCCGGCUGGAACAUUCGGAUCCGAUUAGUGCGCGAGACCAGCAGCAGGUAAUGGUGUGUAUCGAGCAACAAUUGAAGCGAUUGCUCGCAGGCAAGGAGCACAGUAACAACAGUGCCAGCGAGUCACUGAGCUCGCUGUCGCUCGGCCUGGACGAAGGGUGUGCCCUGCAAGGGCUGAUCGACGAUCUGAAGAAGGAGAUCGAAUCGAAGGACCUUGUGCUGCGCGAUCGGCACGAUGCGAUAGAGCGACUGCAGCAGGAGCUCUCCAACCGUGAUCGGCAGUUGAGCCGGUGCCGGGAACGUCAAGAGCUGUUGGACGGUGAGAAGACUUCAUUCCUGCAAAAGAUUGUCGAGCUGGAAGAAAACGUGGACGAUCAUGGGCGUACGAUCGCGAUGCUGAACAUGGAAAAAGUGAAACUCUUGCGUCAAGUGGAAGAUCUCAAGGAAACGCUGCAACAGUACCGGGAUAAUCUGCAGAAGACGAGCGAAGAGAAGGUCGCCAUCGAGGACGAGUGCAAAAACCUGCUCGUCACCAUCUCCAAUCUGCGCGUUGCGCUCGAGGAAACGAAGCGCAACGGCAGCUCAUCCGUUAGCGUUCUUCAUGAACUGGUGGAAAACUUGCAGCUGGAGGUGAUGCUACUGAGCGAGCAGCUGAACGACGCUUUCAAGGAGAACAUAGCAAAGGACAACGAGCUGGACCAGUACCGUGACUCUAAUCUGCAGCUUCGCUGUCAGCUGGCCGAGCUGAGCCGCGAGCUUGGCAAUCUGAAGGACAUCUCCGAUGCGGUAGACAUCCGACACGAGCUGGACGAGCAGAAGCAUCGGCUUUUCGCGCUGCUCAAAGAUGACGUGAAGCAGCUGCAGGAUCAGAUGAACGGUGUCCGGGGCGAGAUAGUGGCGCGCCAGCAAGAUUUGGGCCAUCUGAGCUACUUCCGGGAAAAGUGUGCCGAGAUGGAGCGACUGCACGAGCUGGAGAUGAGCCAGCAGCGCAGCAAGCAUUCCAGUGAGCUAAAGCAGCUGAGGAGAGAGAUUGAAUCUUUGAGCAAUCAACUGGCCACCAGCACGGACACGAGCAAACAGCAUGACCAGAUGGUGGAGUCUUUGGCGACUCUGCAGACCACCAUUCUGAAGCUGGACGAGCAUAACCGACUGCUGCAGAAGACGAUCCAGUCGUACCAGGACAACAGUGUCCAGCUUGAGCAACAGUUGGGUGGAUCUCAGCAUCAGCUGGAAGUGGUCCGACAGGAGCUGGAAGAUCUGCGUGCGCGUAGCACCGAACAGGAGGCGAAAAUUGAAGCUCUAAGGUCGGAUAAGGAACGAAUAUCGGGCGAGUUGCUGAUGCAGCGGAAGAUGUGCAAGUGUGGCUUCAACACCACCAAUGCUAGCGGAUCGCGGGAAAGGGCCAAGGUACCACUGUCUCAUUCGCUGCAGAAACAGCUAGCUCAAAAAACCCUUGAAGCGACCAGGAUUCAGGAGGAGCUAGCUCAACGCACCGAAGAGUGGAAGCGGCGGGAAACGGAGUACGUGAAUCAUCGGGUCCGCGCGUCCGAACAUGCAACCGAACUGAUCGAGCAGCUAAGUGAGCUGAAGGGCCGCUUCGGAAACGUGGAGCAGGUGGCACACAUGAAGGACGAGCUGAUCGAUCGUUUGCAGCAAAGUUUGCGUGACAUCAGCCGGAAGCUUACCGUGCGACAGGAUCAGUGUACGGAGCUGGAAGCGAAGAGCGUGAAGCUGUCCGAGGCGUUGGAGAAAGCUCGGCAGGAAGCGCUGCUGUGCGAGAAACGGUGCACCGAAGAGCUGAGCAAUGCCCGGCGAUGUUCGAUGGAUCAGAAAAAUCAGCUUCAGCAGUACGAGCGACAGAUGAACCGUUUGCGGGCCGAGGUGGACGCUAUGCGGGAUAAGUGUGACCAAAUUUCUAGUGAGCGUGAUGUGCUGCGUGACGAAUGCCAAGGACUGCGCGAACGGUUGGCCAAAUACGAAGGCAAGGAAAGCGCUUUGUGUGAGGUGGUUAAAUCCAAUCAGGAUGAGCUUGCGGUUAAGGCAACACGUGUAUUGGAACUGGAAGAAACGAACCGCAAACUGGCCCAAAACUACGAACAGCUGAAAGACUUCCACGAGGAUCUUAGCAAACAGUAUCGCCACACGCAGCACGAACUGGAGCAGCUGCGCGAGUGCUCAAAGAAGCUGCUAGAAUUCAAACAGCAAACACUCUCCACCAAGGACCUAACGCGCAAGAGUGUAGCCGAGUGGAAGGAACGGGAAGCACAGUACUGUCAGGAGAUUGGUCGGCUGAAGAAGCGCACCGAGCUGCUGGAACAGGACCGAUCGAAGCUGAUCGGCAAGCUGAACGCGUACCAUCGGGACAAUACAAUACUCGCGCGACAGCAACAAAUGCAACAAUCGCAACCGCUACUUCCUCCAUCCCGGCAACAUUCGCCCUACGACGACAAUCGGAGGAGCUAUAAUCUUACACCGCUUCAUCAAACCUUUUACCCACCGGAUGCGUUCAAAUUGAUGCGAUCGACUAGCGAUCCCAACUGUAACGAGUCGGACGAACUGCUGCAAAAAGUAGAGUACACGAGCAGUCAAUUACAGCAGAUAAGAAGGUUCUGGCACCAAGGUCUGAAGGAGGUAUUUCCAACCGAUCCUUAGCGUUGGUAGAGCAGGGAGCGAGGGUAGUGUGCCGGUUUACCAUGGACACGGGGUACACACCGCGUUUUUAGACCAUUUGUAUUUCCAAAGCUUCUCCCAAACGGUAGCGUUAAGUUAGGUAGCUGAAAUGUAAAACACCCCCUUUCUGAAAUCCUUUGUAUGUUGUUUGUUCUUGUAUGGAUUUUUAUAAUGAAAAUGAAUACAUGUGGAGUGGAAAGAUAUGGUA